Messenger RNA from Brugia malayi, 219 nucleotides. RefSeq lists its product as uncharacterized. The transcript is spliced from 3 exons. Lineage: Eukaryota; Metazoa; Nematoda; Chromadorea; Rhabditida; Onchocercidae. Bases 1 to 219 code for a protein of 72 amino acids. The record is from RefSeq and is a predicted model, not a curated record.
AUGGGAAAUUUAUUUUCGGCUUUCGGUUUCAAUCAACCAUUUCUGAUCGCUUUAGCUGUAAUCAUAAUAAUGCUUUUGGUGACAGCGAUACUUGUUGGAAACGAUGAACCACAAAAAUGCAAUGUGACUCAUCGACGUGAUGAUACUACUACCCCUUGUAUCACAAUUCACAGUCCGUUAAAAUUCGACACAGCUACUCUAUCGGAAUAUACUUCAUGA